Molecule: messenger RNA, 951 nt
Organism: Fukomys damarensis (Damara mole-rat)
Lineage: Eukaryota; Metazoa; Chordata; Mammalia; Rodentia; Bathyergidae
Product: olfactory receptor 2M5
Exons: 1
Coding region: 1-951 (316 amino acids)
Biological process (GO): G protein-coupled receptor signaling pathway
Cellular component (GO): membrane
Molecular function (GO): olfactory receptor activity; G protein-coupled receptor activity
Source: RefSeq, a predicted model, not a curated record
AUGGUUAAAGGAAACAACACCGAACCCACUGAUUUCACUCUCCUGGGCUUCUUCCCGGGGUUCAGACACAUCACGGUGCUGGUCACCCUCAUCUUCCUCAUCUUCACAGCUGCCUUUGCCAGCAACACUCUCCUGCUCACGCUCAUCUGCCUGGACCCCCGCCUGCACACCCCCAUGUACUUCCUGCUCAGCCAGCUCUCUUUAAUGGAUCUGACUCUGAGCUCCAGCAUCAUUCCCAAGAUGCUCGCCAACUCCCUUUCUGGCUCGCGGACCAUCUCAUUCCUGGCUUGUGGGACUCAGAUUUUCUUCUCCCUGAGUGUAGCCAUUGCAGAAUGCAUCCUCAUAACGUUCAUGUGCGUCGACCGCUAUGUGGCCAUCUGUAAACCCCUCCACUACACGGUCAUAGUCAGCCCCAGGGUUUGUCUGCAGAUGGCUGCGCUGGCCUGGGCUGGAGGGGCGCUCACGUCCCUGGGCCACACUGCUUUCACCUUACGCUUUCACAUCUGCAGCCCCAGAGAGAUCCCCCACUUCUUCUGUGAAGUCAUGGCGGUGCUCAGGACAGUCUGUGAGGACAUCUCAGUCUACGAGAAGGCUGUGGUGGUGACCAGCAUCCUUGUUCUGCUGCUGCCCUUGACGCUCAUCUUGUCCUCCUACGUGGUCAUCUUCCAAGCCGUGCUCCGAAUGAGCUCCCCGGAAGGCAAGAGUAAGGCGCUGGCCACCUGCUCCUCUCACCUCUGCGUCGUGGGACUCUAUUUUGGUCCUGGGAUGUUUAUUUACAUGAGACCUGGCUCUGCCAAGACUCCAAAGCUGAAUCAGGUUUUGUUUCUGUUCGGAACGGUCCUGACUCCUUUCCUGAACCCACUCGCCUAUAGUUUCAGGAACAAAGAAGUUCUCAAUUCACUGAAAAAAUUGGUAGGGCAGUACCAGGAGAGAAGUAUCACUAUCAGUUGA